AUGGCCUCCGAGAAACCCCAGAAGGCCUCCCUGGGCCGCGUCCUCGUCAUCGGCGGCUGCGGCUUCCUGGGCCACCACGUCGUCAACCUGGUGCUGCAGCACUGGGACACGACGGCCGUGUCCGUCAUUGACCUGCGCUGCCAGCGCAACCGCCGCCCGGCGUCCGACGGCGUCGAGUACGUCGAGGCCGACAUCACCGACGCCGAUAACCUGACCAAGGUCCUCGGCCGCCUGCGCCCCGACGUCGUCAUCCACACCGCCAGCCCCCAGGCCCAGGGCAGCGGCGCCGUGAGCAAUGAGCUGUUCCGCAAGGUCAACGUCGACGGCACGCGCGCCGUCGUCACCGCCUGCCAGCAGAGCGCCGUCAAGGCUCUCGUCUUCACCAGCAGCGCCAGCAUCAUGAGCGACAACAAGACCGACCUCAUCAACGCCAACGAGACGUGGCCCGUCAUCAGGGGGAAGAACCAGAGCGAGUACUACUCGGAGACAAAGGCUAACCAGUCGGCUCCCCGCCUCCGUGUACAGGCCGCCGCCGAAGAACUAGUGCUCGCCGCCAACCGCACGGGCGACUCGAAUCUCCUGACGGCCUCGAUCCGGCCCUCGGGCAUCUUCGGCGAGGGCGACGUGCAGGCCGUGUACCACCUGGUCAACAUCUACGAGCAGGGGCGGACGGGGGUGCAGGUGGGGCCCAACACCAACAUCUUCGAGUUCACGUACGUGGAGAACGUGGCGCACGCGCACCUGCUGGCGGCGCGCGCGCUGCUGCUGACGGCGCAGGCGUCGACGGUGCCGCUGGACCACGAGCGCGUCGACGGCGAGGCCUUCCUCAUCACCAACGGGCAGCCCAUCUACUUCUGGGACUUUGCGCGCGCCAUCUGGCGCGCCGCCGGCAGCGACAAGGGCACCGCCCACGUCUGGGAGAUGCCGCGCGAGGUCGGCAUGCUGCUGGGCUGGCUGAGCGAGGUCGCCUUCGGCCUCGUGCGCAAGCCCCCGACCUUCACCCGCCAGCGCAUCGUCUACAGCUGCAUGACACGCUACUACGACAUCUCCAAGGCCCGCCGCCGCCUCGGCUACGUGCCCCUCAUCACCCUGUCCGAGGGCGUCCGGAGGGCCGUGCAGUGGACGCUGGACCGCAAGGCCGAGGAGAAGAAGUAG
Neoarthrinium moseri is the source of this 1155-nucleotide messenger RNA. RefSeq lists its product as uncharacterized. The record is from RefSeq and is a predicted model, not a curated record. Gene Ontology annotation, biological process: steroid biosynthetic process. The coding region runs from base 1 to 1155 and encodes 384 amino acids. NCBI's taxonomy places the organism in Eukaryota, Fungi, Ascomycota, Sordariomycetes, Amphisphaeriales, Apiosporaceae. The transcript is spliced from 2 exons. Gene Ontology annotation, molecular function: 3-beta-hydroxy-Delta5-steroid dehydrogenase (NAD+) activity.